AUGUCCACAAAUUCGCCACCAUGUCGUGGUUCUUGUGGUCAACAGACCAGUGAGGCGCACACGGAAGAUAGCAACGCUUGGAUUCCUCACGCGGUGUUUGCUGCGAAUCCCACGGACAAGCGAAAAAGUGAGCUGUGUCAUCAACAAGCUGACUCUAGUCGACACCGUAAUUCUGCGGAUAGCUCCACAGAGUUGGACCGUACACGAGAGAUCACCGGCAACUUACAGGACAGUAUUAUGACCAGGAUAUCGACUCUCAGGGCACUUUGUGAUGAAGGAUACAUUACAGAGGAAGAGUACGAACGACGAAAAUGUGUCAUCAUGGACGAACUUACAUUCUCGUCAAUAGUGCCUAUUUUGACUACGGAGAAAACGGUCACUCAGCGAAGACGCACAACGUUUCGUCGAACGGAAGGCUUGCCUCUUAUUGUGCCUCAUGCGCCGGACUUUCAAGAGUUGAGUCCAGAAGUAGCUGUCAAGCAUAUGUUUAACUACGCCACGCGACAGUGGAGCAGUACGCAGGUGUGCAUUAAUUUAGACGAGACGCCUUUUAGCAAAGGAAGUCUGCGAUUAGUGUAUCAUUUACAAGAUUUGAGUACGGAUAAUGGCAGUUGUUACACAGGCAGCUUCGUGGCCAAGCUAGCCAUCGACCCAGACGAGGAUCCACAAACGUACUUUAGAGAUAUCGAGCUGCAAGCCCACUGCGCGCAUUACGCACAAGUGUACAACUCGUACACGCCCCCUAAGCGUGUCGAGUUUAUCCCAGCGUGGGUGUUAGAGCUGCCUGAGCGAAACGGUGCACUGUGUGCAGUAGAGGCUUAUAUCCCAGGCGAGUACCGCAAACACAACAACAAUUUCGGAUCUGUCAGCGAUGAUGAGCGUAACACGCCUCAGGCCUUUUCGCACUUUACGUAUGAAGCAUCGAAUCACGAAUUGUUAGCUGUGGACAUACAAGGAGUAGGAGAUAUGUACACGGAUCCGCAGAUUCAUACGCUUAAUGGACACGAUUUUGGAAAAGGUAAUCUCGGUGUCCUGGGGUUUCAGAAGUUCCUCUCGUCACAUCGAUGCAACUCCAUUUGCCGCUAUUUAAAACUUCCACCAGUCAACCCCAAAUCUCGUCAUGCAGAUUCAGGUACAUUGCCUGUUCAGGAACUUAUGAAUCGGGACUGCGUUCGCUCUACACAUUUUGAUUCGCGACACUAUUACGAAAACGCCCCGAUGUUGCAAAAGUACGUGACUCAGUGUCGCGACAUGGAUAGCGAACUAUCUUUCGAUUCGUCUUGCAGUUGUUAUCGGCGAUUUCGGAAGCGCUACAUGAACCAACUCUCUGAUAACGCGAAUUCAUGCAAAGAUUCUUUUUGCGGUGUAUGGUGGAUUUGA
This is a messenger RNA of Plasmopara halstedii, 1380 nucleotides long. RefSeq names its product myosin heavy chain. NCBI's taxonomy places the organism in Eukaryota, Oomycota, Peronosporomycetes, Peronosporales, Peronosporaceae. Gene Ontology annotation, biological process: protein phosphorylation. Gene Ontology annotation, molecular function: ATP binding; protein serine/threonine kinase activity. The transcript is spliced from 4 exons. Bases 1 to 1380 code for a protein of 459 amino acids. The record is from RefSeq and is a predicted model, not a curated record.